AUGCUGGACCGCAGGAAGGACGAGUCAAUUCUCAAGGUUUGGAAAGGAAAGGGUGUUCCUCAUGUCAACUCCGUUCGGAAUCGAAUAUCCCUUAUCCAUCCGCACUUAUGGAGAGGCAAGCCGUUCAGGGAACUGACACAUGCCAAACGGAAGACUGGAGGACGUGACGAAACCGGUAGAAUCGCUACGAGACAUGUUGGAGGAGGAGCCAAGCAGCGAAUCCGGACAAUCGACUUUUAUCGAUUCAUCCCCGGCAUUCACGAUGUCAUUCGAUUGGAGUAUGAUCCUGGUCGAUCAUCCCAUAUCGCCUUGCUGAAACGACGUGACAAUGACGCCAAGCCCUUGACACCUAACGAGACGACUGAAGAGCGAAAAGUCGCUUGGCAAGUCAUGCAUGGGGAAGGAAAAGGCCGCGGGAAAUUUCCGUCCGAGGCCAAAAAGGCCGUCUUGUCUGGCUGGAGUUAUAUUACCGCUCCUGAUGGAUUAAGGGCAGGGGAUACAGUCCGAUCAUUCAGGAUGGGUGUACCUCAGGACUACGUCGAAGGCUGGAACGAUUUGAGAAAUUCUGGUGCGAUUAGGCGAGCAGCAGACAAGGCAAUGGAAGCUGCCGAGGCCGGUGUGGAUGAAGAUCUCAACGACGAAUAUGACAUCGAUGAUGAUCCAGCUUCUCCUCAGACAGUAAACCCUCCAGCCGUCUCGCAUGCCGACGCAGAAAUCGGACCUCGUGCACUUGCACUGUUCCGAACGGAAGCUAUGCAACCUGGUAAUGUGUUGCCUCUUUACCUCAUUCCACCCGGUACUCCGAUUCACAAUAUCGCCUUGAACCCAUUGGCGAAGAUGACCUUGGUCAGAUCGGCUGGAACGACAGCUGAACUCGUUGGACAUACCGAUUUGAACGGGGACUCGUUAGGUGGUCUGGACGUUUUGAAGAUUGGAGGUCAAAUGAGAUGGGAUGGAAGUGUGACCAAGACCAACGGGUGGGCAUUGGUCAAAAUGGCCAGUGGAGAAAUUCGAAGAAUCAGUCCGGGAGCAUGUGCAACUGUUGGCCGAGUCAGCAACCAUCAGCACAAUCAAAUCUCCCUCGGAAAAGCUGGACGAGCCAGAAAUCUUGGAAGACGACCCAGAAACCGUGGUGUCUCCAUGAACGCCGUGGAUCACCCGAUGGGAGGUGGUAAGGGUAAAGGAAAGAGUGGAAAGGAGUCUACAAGUAUUUACGGAUGGACCUCAAAGGGUCGACGAACGAGAAGAGCCUCUGACAAGGGCGGAAACAAGCUGUGA
This is a messenger RNA of Kockovaella imperatae, 1278 nucleotides long. Its product is annotated as translation protein SH3-like domain-containing protein. Gene Ontology annotation, biological process: cytoplasmic translation. Gene Ontology annotation, molecular function: RNA binding; structural constituent of ribosome. Bases 1 to 1278 code for a protein of 425 amino acids. Lineage: Eukaryota; Fungi; Basidiomycota; Tremellomycetes; Tremellales; Cuniculitremaceae. Gene Ontology annotation, cellular component: ribosome. The transcript is spliced from 4 exons. The record is from RefSeq and is a predicted model, not a curated record.